GGAGCGACAUUUAAAGAUCCAGGUGGUGGUUGAGAUUCCGCUAAAAGACACAACAAUAGCGUACCUUCACUGUUGCACUACGUUGCUCGGGUUUCGUAGCCCCUGAGUAAAAUAAAAUAUUAAAAUGCUGGUUUAAUGGAAAGGAUCCAAUAUCUCUUGCAGUAACCACAGUUUCGAUCUCUCCAGAAACCGGGAGAAAACUCUCUGGAAGCGGCAGACACAGCCAAGUUUUACAGAACGAACUCCCCUUUCGUAAUUCAAGACGUUUUGACACGCGUCCACUCAAUCUAAGAUUACAUUGAUUAAGGCGGAUUUAUUAAAUAGAUCUUUGGAAAAAUGUUUAAGAAAAGCAAGAGCAAAGUGUUAGUGGAUUAUGCGUCGGAGGAUGAAAUGUCCUGGCAUCACCAACACACUUACAAGGAUAAGGACCAAGAGGAGCAGGAGGAGGAGGAGGAAGAAGCAUUGAGCACUGUAUCCAAGGAGGUGAAAGUUAAGAAGGUCAAGUCCAAGAAGGAGAGGAGGGAUAAGAAGAUGUUUUCUUCUCCAGACGAUGAGCAUUUUCUACUGACAGGAGUCACACUUGCUAACCGUAGAGGGUCCCACAAGAAGAGCAAGGAGGAAGACAUGGAGAAGAACAAGCAUAUCACAGAGAAAGGCCACUGCUUCUGGGAAAAUGUCACCAUGACGAUGAGGCAAAUCACACCCACCAGGAAACUGGACAAAAUUGAGGGCUGGGCUCCACCACAGCUGGUCGACCCAAUGGAGACAACCACUGAGGAGGUAGUGGAGGCCCAGAGUGGGACCAGGAACUUGCCUGUGUCCUUCCCCCAGGUCCUGGGGCUGCCCUCCUGGACAGGUAUGGGUCUGGAGGAGGACUCGUCGUGCUACACCAACCUGUCAGAAUCUCGGGAUUCCACAGCUGUCAGGUGGACAGCCCGCGCCAAAGGCAAGCUGGCUGGAAUCAGGAGGCGGAGCCGGGGGAACUUGUCAGAGACAUGGGAAGGAUUUAAAUAAAAGCCACAGCCCUUACCUGCCAGCAAUCCCUCCCACUUAUGUCCUCUCCUCAAAUUAAGAGUCUUUCUUUCUGUGCUGGUUAAAGAACUGAAUUUGUAUUCUAGAGUUGUCAUUCACUUUUCAGUACAGGACAGAUUUACACAGUGAAUUUGCUUGCUCAUUCGACCACAAAGCAGACAAGUUAAACAACAAAGACCAGACCUAAAGUUACUUAAAUUUAAAAAA
Esox lucius (northern pike) is the source of this 1239-nucleotide messenger RNA. Its product is annotated as testis development-related protein. The record is from RefSeq and is a predicted model, not a curated record. The transcript is spliced from 4 exons. The coding region runs from base 337 to 1014 and encodes 225 amino acids. Gene Ontology annotation, biological process: spermatogenesis. Lineage: Eukaryota; Metazoa; Chordata; Actinopteri; Esociformes; Esocidae. Gene Ontology annotation, cellular component: cytosol; nucleus.